GCACUAAACAGGUCUAGCGAAUCAGCGGUGUCGUAAAGCAGGGAAAUACGAUGUACCGUUCUCGGUGCACAUGAACGCACUGUGAGGUCGUCACGACCACUGAUCCCAUAGACUGGUCGGGUAACUAAUAUCUACCAUUCCUCGUCACCGACUGUGCCAACCUGUGCCACUCCUCGUCACCUGUACCGCCAACAUCCAACAUCUGCUGUUUUCAUGAUGGCGAGAUAUGUGCAUCUCACCUUGUUUCUGCUGUUCACAACGACAACAGUUACAGCUCAGUCAUGCGACCUGACCCUCCAAGCAGACACCAGUGGGAGUCAGAAGGCUGUAGUCGGAGGCAGCGGGAUGUGCACGUGGACAAUAAACAGUUCAGGAUCUUCCGAGAUGGUGACCUUAAAUUUCCAGAACGUCAACUUAACGCAACACCCAUCAUGUGACGUCAGUAACAGCAUCGUCGUGCAUGAUGGUGAUUCAUCCGGCGCCAUCCUCGGUUUGGUUUGUGGCAACUACACAAGCUCCUUCCAAAGUUCCGGCAACGUCCUCACUGUGGUCUACCCCGCGGCUGAAGUGACGGACACAAACGCCUUUGAGCUAAAAUAUUACACAACAGAUCUCUGUUAUGGACAAUCAGUGUUUGCUGUCUCAACGACAGAGUAUAACAUCUUUUCAUAUGGGUACCCUGACGGCACUUCUCGAUCACUUGCGUGUCGUUGGAGAGUGAAGGCACCGAAAGGUCAACAGGUUCGUGUAUCUAUAGAAACAGCUGGUAAUGUCAGCACCAGCUGUGGACAUGUUCAAGUCAAAUUUCUUGAUGAAUACGGGGAAGAUGAUGUCACGUGGUGUCCAGGGAAAAUCAAUGUCUACCAAAGUUGGAGUGAGUCGGCGUCAAUGAUGCUGCAUAUAUCAUCGGAGCGGAGUGUCCGUCUUAAGUACAGAACUCUCGAAGGGCCUACUUGUCGAGGUGAUAAUCUCAACGCAACCCAAGAGGAACAAUUUCUCAUGACACCGGGAUAUCCAAGUCCUUUUCAAAGUUACCUUGAAUGUCGAUGGACAAUAAACACUCCCAACCCCAGAAGUGGUGCCAUCCGGAUAGAUAUCUUAGAAAUGGAUCUGGAUACGGAAGGAUGUAUGACAGAUGUCAUCAGGGUGUAUGACGCGAUAACAAGUGCCAAGAAGCUUGUAGGGACUGCUUGCGAGGGGCCUAGGUCAUUCUAUGUGUACGGCCUUUCAGCAAGGAUUGAGUUCAAAUCGUUGAGAGAAAAUAAUACAAAACAAGGCUUUAAGCUGAAGUAUUACUACACUACAGCUGAGCCAUGCGGGGGCAGUCUCGUUGCCAACUCUACCAUGCAGAAUGUUACAUCACCAGGAUACCCUACCAACUAUCCCAACUCCGUGACAUGUUCCUGGACUAUUUCAGCCGAGAAUCCACAAGGAAACGUCAUAGUCUCCUUUUUGGAAGUAGAGCUGUACAGAUUAUUUGAGACUGACGUUGUGAAGGUAUAUGACGGUAACUCCACUUCCGGCUUCUUAGUGGGUCGAGUACUUGGAACGGAGAAGCCCACAUUCUCCAGUCAAGAGGCGUCUCUCACCGUGGUGUUUACAACUGACAAAUAUUGGCAGUUUACUCUAAACAAACCAGGCUUUGUGUUUGGAUACGAAGAAACACAGGAUACGCCACCUGUGCAUCGUUUUGCUGAAAUCAAGCUUACAAGUGCAUCCACCUUGUUAUCGCCAAGAUUUCCAGAUGGAAAAGUGAAAGACAUUGACGCCACCUGGACAGUGCGUUCCAAAUAUGCCAGCUACGAAGUGCUGCUAUCUUUCCUGGAGGUUGAUGUUGGAGAUGCUGGCGACUGCAACAACAAUUACAUUAUGGUUUAUCAAGGCAAUACAUCAUCUAGUGAGUUUUCGAAGAUCUGUGGUAACGAAACAGGAAAGUUCGUCAGCCGAGACAACGAACUCACUGUGGUCCUCAGGACAGACAGCAAUCUGGCUAAACGAGGAUUUAAAGCUGAAUAUUCACGACCGACAUACGGAACCUUAAAGGGUUGCAGCGGUGACACUGUGGAGAAAACAGCUCUUCUCAUCGACUCCGAUGAUCUCUAUUCGCCUAUGUUUCCAGACAUUUAUCCCAACAUGAUGAACUGUUCCACCCUAGUGAAGUCUAUCUUUGACGACCACUACAUCCAGCUGGAGGUGACAGACAUGAACAUGCCCCACCCCGAGGACACGGGCUGCACCAGAGACUAUGUGGAGUUCUUUGAUGGACCAAGUUCUGCUGCCCCAAGUCUGGGACGAGCCUGUGGCCAAACGCUGUUGAAAGUCCAGUCGACUGGUAAUGAAGUGUUGGUCAUGUUUAUCUCAGACUCGAAUGUCGGCGACAAAGGAUAUCGGAUCAAAUAUAAGGACAAUAGGGAAGAAACUCCAUAUACAAUGCCAGUUGGCCUCAUUGUUGGAAUUACUUUCGGCUGCAUUGCCAUUGUAGUGGUCGCGGUUGUAUGCUUCAUCUGCAAAUUUGGUCGUAAGGAGUGAGUGAGUUUGUUUUAGCACCGCUGGAAUCCCGAAGUGAUGCAGGUUGCAGGUCUACCCACCAAAAAAAUGUAUAAAAAAAAUAACAAACUUACAAAUUAUAGUCAGUGCGAAACUUACAAGAAAGGUGAAUAGAUGAGUAUAUUCAUGGAAAUACAAUGCAGCCACCUAUUUCGGAAAACAAAGGGAACUUAUUGCUUUAAAGAUGACGAGAGUUAAAGAACAACGUCAGUUACAUUGGAUGGAGUCACUGGUUAUUAACCAAUAACGUUAUUUAAUGUAAGUGGAAUGACAGAUGACAGAUGACAGAUGACAUAUACAUACAUAACGUAUUGCUUAAAAGAAACAUUUGUGUCAAAGUU
Haliotis rufescens (red abalone) is the source of this 2888-nucleotide messenger RNA. RefSeq names its product cubilin-like. The transcript has 20 exons. NCBI's taxonomy places the organism in Eukaryota, Metazoa, Mollusca, Gastropoda, Lepetellida, Haliotidae. The coding region runs from base 214 to 2529 and encodes 771 amino acids. The record is from RefSeq and is a predicted model, not a curated record.